Molecule: messenger RNA, 2571 nt
Organism: Aspergillus terreus NIH2624
Lineage: Eukaryota; Fungi; Ascomycota; Eurotiomycetes; Eurotiales; Aspergillaceae
Product: pentatricopeptide repeat protein
Exons: 1
Coding region: 1-2571 (856 amino acids)
Molecular function (GO): protein binding
Source: RefSeq, a predicted model, not a curated record
AUGGAAGCUGCAGAGGCAGGAGAAUUUACGGGCAUGGAUGCUUUUAAGGAAGCAGAUCGGAAUCGACUGGCUGCCAGCUCCCAGGCUGAGGCGAACCUAGGAGUCCACAACCGUGAUGAGCCGUUGGAUAUUGGAAUCGAACACCAUGAGAAUUCAACGCGGGCCGAGUCUUUCCUUGGACCAGCGCGUUCGAAGCUGGUCAACCCCGUCAGCUCGACCCAAAACUUCGGCACAAUCCCGGCGCAAGCUGAUUUCGUCCCCCCCGAAUACAUCGCACCUACAGAGGCCCUCGACCGAUCGAAGCUCUCUCUGGAACAAAACAGAGCCCGCACGAAAGCCGCUUCGCCGAAGGAACAUACUAUCGUACAAACAGAUGAACACAGCUCCGUGCCGAGUCAGAUGCAGCAGCUCCUGGACCACGGCCGUCCCAUCGACGCUGCGCAAAUUUUCCUGGAUGCCCACCCGGCCUCGCUAAACGGUAUAUCUUCAGACAGAAGGGAACUUGCGGUACAGGCAUUCUAUGUGAAUUGCAAGGAAGAGAACGUUUUCAUCGCGCGUAACAUAUUCGAACGACUAGAGCAAGUCGACAAGAUAUCACCGAACAUGUGGAAGGUGCUGAUAUUCGCAUUGGCGAGGAAAGGCUGCAUCGAAUCCGCGGCGACAAUUUACACCCGUUACAUGCACAAAUUUCAAGUUCCUGCAGAUAUGGUCGAUGUUGUGCUGCGGUGCCUGCUAGAGUCCCAUCGUCUCACGACCGCAAAGUGGUUCUUGCUGCGGAACCUACAGGUUGAUCGGGAUUGUGGCCUCUGUGGUGCAUACCUUACUGGCCUUUGGAGAAAAACGCGCAGCAUUGAGCUCUUAAAUGGACAGCUGAAGAAGCUGUUGACAAUGCUUCCUCGACUCGGGAAGGACCCGAGCGACAAGCUCUUCAACCCCGUCAUCAAGGCGUAUGUCGAAUUUGGCCGAUUGGCUGACGCAGAAGCCCUCGUCGAGGAUAUGACGACAACUUACGAACUUCCCCUUCGUUGCCGCACGAAAGGCCUUCUGAUAUAUGGGAAGGCCCUGAUGUGCGAUUGGGAUGGGGUCGAGGCAGGUCUCCAGGAGAUGCACGAAUUGAACCUGACUACACGUCGAAGAGAUUUCACACCAAUCUUCGACCGCAUCUUCCUAGAAUACUGGCCGUCUCAUACAGGGUCUGAGGUUCGCGAUUUUGUUUUCCGUCACAUCGACAAGUUCAACAUUGUUCCCGAUCGUGUUUUAUACAAGCACAUCUUGGAGGCGUUUGUGGAAAAAGGCAACAAAGAAAUGAUAUCAGAGCUGUCGAGGAUGGCGCGCGAACGCUCCUGGAAAGUUGCAGUCAAUGAACAGGAGUUUUUGGAGAUGUUACGGGUGCGGCGCCUCGCACUUGAGGGUGCACCGGUUGGGUUCUGGCAGAUGUUACAGGCAGCCCGGGUCAAGUACGGGCAAUCUGCGGCCUCACAACAGAUCCUAGGCUACGAUCAGCGCUCAUUCCCCAUUACCGAGGUCAACAAAAUGCCUUAUACGCAAAGUACCUUGCCGUGGUACCAGCGAACGCUACAAGAGAUGACACCAUCGAAGCCUGUCGAUCAAUACCAAAAGCUUCACAAACAAAUGACGCAUUAUAUGCAUGUUGGCAAGAUGAGCGAGGCCCUCAAGUGCUUUGAAAAUGCAAAGAAUGCAAGGUUCCAGAUGAAGCAGCUUCAUGUUGAGCUGGCGGUCGUGGCGACCCUCCUGGAACACGGACUGGGCGCAGCCCGAGCACUGAUCGAGGCCGAAUGGCGGAAUAUCCGGCACUUGAUCCGAUUCUUCCCUCAAUUCUUCCGCCAGAUCAUGGAAGUAGACUCGUCCGCGGAGGGCGAGAUCACCAAGCUCGCCGUCCUCCGAUUCUAUCAGCUCUGCUGGUUCAACAAACAAAUGAUUGUGAAGCAUCACAUCACUGUGGCUACGAGUCGACGGCUGAUUGCUUGUAACCGGCCUGACAUGGCGCUGGAUCUGUUAAUUGCGGUGUACAUGUCGCGAUACCGGAAGGCGGCUGCGUUCGACGGAGUGUGCAUGAAGAUGUUUCUGCGCGCAUUCGCUGCGGUGGACAACCUGCCCGGUAUUCGGUGGUGCAUUCUUACCGGUCUUGCUCGCGGAAGUGCUGUCAACCGUGACCUGGUAGUCGAGGUCCGAAGGGUUCUAGGGGUUUUGAACCGCUCGUUUACUCCAGAAAGUCUAUCCAAGCGAGAGGCGGCGAGAAAGACUGAGCAACUUGAAUAUCUCGGUCACCUCGCUGAUCUCCUGGAGAAGAAAUGUGAGGGUGAUGCACAGGCUUGGAAGAUCAAAUCCGACCCUUCGGUGAAACGGUCCUUCCGGCGGAUGCUCAAGCGACCCCUUGACGAGAGACGGCUGUUUAAAGAGGCCGACAUCCAAGAGACGAUCGAGGGAUGGGAUGAGGAGUACGAAUUGGAGGCUGUGGUCGGUCGUAUUGAGAUCAAUCCCAAGUCGAUCGCUGCGCAUUGGAAUGAACGAGCCGUCUUGGGGAAGAUGGCACGGGGCAGUGAUGCUUGA